AUGACUCCUAUCAUCCGUUUGUUACGUAUUUGUGAUGCUGAUGAGAAGCUUUCGUUGUCAUAUGUGUAUGAAGGGAUGUAUCGAGCAAGAUUAGGCAUUAAACAGGUGUUCCAAGGAAAAUGCCCUCUCUACAAGCCUUAUACGAACAUCAUUGAUAGGAGAUGGGAUCGUAUGUUGCGUCAUGAUCUUCAUGCUGCAGCAUACUAUUUGAACCCAACUUUCAUCUAUGAUCCUACAUUUUCUGACAAGCCUGAGGUUAUGAGUGGAUUGAUGAAUUUAUUUGAGAAACAAACAGAGAAUAGUAAAACAAAACUGUUUCAAGAGCUUAAGAUGUAUAGAGAACGUGAAGGCAGCUUUUCUCGCCCUAUGGCUCUAUCUUGCAGCAAAACGUCUCAGCCAGAUGAAUGGUGGAGAUAUUUUGGUUUUGAUGCUCCUAAUUUGCAAAAGUUAGCAAUAAGAAUUCUUAGUCAAACCGCUUCUUCAUCUGGAUGUGAGCGCAAUUGGUCUGUAUUUGAGAGGAUUCAUACCAAGAAGAGGAAUAGACUAGAGCAUCAAAGACAUAAUGAUCUUGUUUUUGUGCACUACAAUCUACGUCUGCAACAUAGGUCAAAGAAAAAAAGAUCAUAUGAUCCUGUUGACUACGAAUCUAUUGAUAAGACAGAGUUUUGGAUUAUCGAAGAAGAAGAAGCAGGUGAACUUGAACUUGAUGAAUUAGAAAAUGCUCUUGCUGAAGAAUAUCCUAAAGAUCAUGAAGAGAUGAACCCUGACAAUUCUAAUGAUUUUGACGAAGACUUCACUAUGCCACCUGAAGAGUAUGAAGGAAAUGAUGGUGGAGAUAACUAA
Messenger RNA from Camelina sativa (false flax), 843 nucleotides. RefSeq lists its product as uncharacterized. Lineage: Eukaryota; Viridiplantae; Streptophyta; Magnoliopsida; Brassicales; Brassicaceae. The record is from RefSeq and is a predicted model, not a curated record. Gene Ontology annotation, molecular function: protein dimerization activity.